AUGGAAAUGCAGGAUCUAGCCAGCCCACAUAGCCGACUCAGUGGUAGUAGUGAAUCACCCAGUGGUCCAAAACUUGAUAACUCUCAUAUAAAUAAUAAUUCCAUGACACCCAAUGGCACAGAAGUUAAAACAGAACCAAUGAGCAGCAGUGAGAUUGCUACUACUACUACCACAGACGGGUCUUUAGACAAUUUCUCAGGAUCAGCAAUUGGAAGCAGUGGUUUCAGCCCAAGACAAACACACCAGUUCUCCCCACCACAGAUUUACCCUUCCAACAGACCAUACCCACAUAUUCUUCCUACCCCCUCUUCACAAACGAUGGCUGCAUAUGGGCAGACACAGUUUACAACCGGGAUGCAACAAGCUACAGCUUAUGCCACCUACCCGCAGCCUGGCCAACCCUAUGGAAUCCCUUCGUAUGGCAUCAAGACAGAAGGUGGAUUGGCACAGUCACAGUCACCUGGACAGACAGGAUUUCUAAGCUACGGUGCCAGCUUUAGCACACCUCAACCUGGACAGGCUCCCUAUAGCUACCAGAUGCAAGGCAGCAGUUUUACAACAUCAUCAGGAAUAUAUGCAGGAAAUAAUUCACUCACAAAUUCUACUGGAUUUAAUAGUUCACAGCAGGAAUAUCCCUCUUAUCCCAGUUUUGGCCAGGGCCAAUAUGCACAGUAUUAUAAUAGCUCACCGUAUCCUUCACAUUACAUGACAAACAGCAACACCAGCCCAACGACACCCUCCACAAAUGCAACAUACCAGCUUCAAGAACCACCAUCUGGCAUCACCAGUCAAGUGGUUACAGAUCCUGCAGCAGAAUACAGUACAAUCCACAGUCCAUCAACACCCAUUAAAGAUUCAGAUUCAGAUAGAUUGCGUCGUAGUUCAGAUGGGAAAUCACGUGGACGUGGCAGAAGAAACAAUAAUCCUUCACCACCACCUGACUCUGACCUAGAGAGAGUAUUCAUUUGGGAUUUGGAUGAGACAAUCAUCAUUUUCCAUUCCUUGCUUACAGGGUCCUAUGCUAACAGAUAUGGAAGGGAUCCACCGACCUCUGUGUCUCUUGGACUCCGAAUGGAAGAGAUGAUUUUCAAUUUGGCGGACACACAUCUAUUCUUUAACGAUUUAGAAGAAUGUGACCAGGUUCACAUUGACGAUGUGUCUUCAGACGACAACGGUCAAGAUUUAAGCACCUAUAACUUUGGAACAGACGGCUUUCCUGCGGCUGCCACUAGUGCGAAUCUGUGCCUCGCGACAGGGGUGCGCGGAGGAGUGGACUGGAUGCGAAAAUUGGCUUUCCGCUACAGACGAGUAAAAGAAAUAUAUAAUACCUACAAAAAUAAUGUUGGAGGUCUUCUUGGUCCAGCAAAAAGAGAGGCUUGGUUACAGCUAAGAGCAGAAAUUGAAGCUUUGACAGAUUCUUGGUUAACACUUGCACUGAAAGCACUCACCCUUAUUCAUUCGAGGACAAAUUGUGUGAACAUUCUCGUAACAACUACUCAGCUAAUUCCAGCUCUGGCAAAAGUCUUGUUGUAUGGACUAGGGGUUGUAUUUCCCAUAGAGAAUAUUUACAGUGCAACUAAAAUAGGAAAGGAAAGUUGUUUUGAGCGAAUAAUUCAAAGAUUUGGAAGAAAAGUAGUGUAUGUUGUUAUAGGGGAUGGUGUCGAAGAAGAACAAGGUGCAAAAAAGCAUGCUAUGCCAUUUUGGAGGAUCUCGAGCCACUCUGACCUUAUGGCCCUUCACCAUGCCUUGGAACUGGAGUACUUGUAGCAGCUCAGCAGCACUUUGAAACCCCAGAGCCUCCUUCUGCCCAUGGACGGGAUGCCUGUGUCUCGUGUCAGCAUUGGACUACAGAACUUUGUGAUUUCAACAUGUUGACAUACAGCUGCAAUUGGUCUUAACCCUUGCCCUUUCAGUAAAUGGAGGAGCAUGUCUUUUUCUUCAGAACAGCUGUUGACUCUGGGUACUGUGAGUCCAAUGAAAAUAAGCCAUGCAAAUGUUUGAACAACCCAUCCUUACCGUAUUUGCUACCAAAAAGAAACAGAGAAGGAAAAAGAAAAGGUUCAUACCUGUGAAGAAAAAAAAAAAGGACCUUCAAAUGCUUUGUAGUUUUUAGACUCUUCAAUGUGACACACACCAUUUCUUCAACACAGCAAACUUGAUUGCACAAUGAAGACUGAGAUUUUUCAAAAUACCAGUGGAGUAAUUUUCUUGUAAAGAAGGUUUACUUUUUGGUUUCUCAUACCCAGGGUACUCUGUACAUCUUUACUUAUUUAUGAAGAGACUAUAUUUUGACAUCAUAUAACUGAGGAUUAUGUAUAAUAAGAUUAAAGGCUAUUAUAAGCCUUUACCU
Pterocles gutturalis (yellow-throated sandgrouse) is the source of this 2350-nucleotide messenger RNA. RefSeq names its product EYA transcriptional coactivator and phosphatase 1 (gene EYA1). Gene Ontology annotation, cellular component: nucleus. The transcript has 16 exons. Gene Ontology annotation, molecular function: protein tyrosine phosphatase activity. The record is from RefSeq and is a predicted model, not a curated record. Lineage: Eukaryota; Metazoa; Chordata; Aves; Pterocliformes; Pteroclidae. Gene Ontology annotation, biological process: multicellular organism development; positive regulation of DNA repair; cell differentiation. The coding region runs from base 1 to 1767 and encodes 588 amino acids.